Molecule: messenger RNA, 3855 nt
Organism: Xenopus tropicalis (tropical clawed frog)
Lineage: Eukaryota; Metazoa; Chordata; Amphibia; Anura; Pipidae
Gene: nr1h4
Product: nuclear receptor subfamily 1 group H member 4
Exons: 10
Coding region: 206-1642 (478 amino acids)
Biological process (GO): nuclear receptor-mediated bile acid signaling pathway; DNA-templated transcription; regulation of DNA-templated transcription
Cellular component (GO): nucleus
Molecular function (GO): sequence-specific DNA binding; nuclear receptor activity; DNA binding
Source: RefSeq, a predicted model, not a curated record
GCAGCAGACCAUUGGGACAGACAGUACAGCAUGAUUCUUACCUCUGCUCGUUCCUAAAUUUUCAAAUCCCAAUCUAACGAUCCCAUGUUAUUUGUGACUACUGGAUAACAAUUUAAGUGCUGAAAAUAAGGCAAAGGCAAGUUCGGGCCAGUGUAUUGUUUUUAUUUCAACUGUUUUGACGGGAAAUACACUGUAAAACAUCUGGAUGGAAUCUGAAAUCGAUGAAACCGGAUACUCUCAGCUCUCAUUAGACUCGGCAAUUUCUGUGCUUGACACCUCUGAAUUCAUUGGUCUUCAUUCAGUACACACAAACUCUUCUGACCAUGAUUCACAAGGCCCUUCAUUCUCCUCUCCAUACAACCAUGUCCAGUAUCCCUCUGUCCACCAGUCAAUGACAUCAUCAUCAUCGUCGCCAUACCACUUGAACUCAAACUAUUACUCACAACAUGCAGAGGAAUGGUGCGCCAAUGGAAUUUAUGAUCUAAAGAGAAUCCCAUCAGAGAACCUAUAUUCAAUAGACACUGAUAUAAUAAGUUUACCAGCAACAAAGAAGCACAGAGUCAGUCCCCGUGUGGGAAGGGUGAAAGGAGACGAGCUGUGUGUUGUGUGUGGAGAUAAUGCAUCAGGAUAUCACUACAAUGCAUUAACUUGUGAAGGAUGUAAAGGUUUCUUCCGAAGGAGUAUUACUAAGAAUGCAGUUUAUAAGUGCAAAAAUGGUGGGAACUGUGAAAUGGACAUGUACAUGAGGAGAAAAUGCCAAGAGUGCCGACUGCGCAAGUGUAAACAGAUGGGAAUGCUGGCUGAAUGUUUGUUAACAGAAAUACAAUGUAAGUCAAAACGGCUUAGGAAACAUGCAAAGCCUCAGUCUGAGAAGUCAUUUCAGGAAGACAUUGAUGGACAUGAAACAAAACAAGUGACAUCUACCACUAAAACAAACCAGGAGAACACAGAACUUACACAAGAACAGAUGAACCUUCUCCAGUAUGUCAUGGAUUCACAUGUAAAAAAUCGGCUGCCGCAGAGUCUGGCUACAAGAUUAAUUUUGCAGGAAGACAUGGGCAGUGAUGACAACUUUGUUUUCCUCACAGAGAUGGCUACAAGACAUGUUCAAAUACUCGUUGAAUUCACCAAAAAGUUACCAGGUUUUCAGACAUUAGACCAUGAAGAUCAGAUCGCUCUUCUGAAAGGUUCUGCAGUGGAAGCAAUGUUCCUUCGCUCAGCGGAGCUCUUUAACAGAAAGUUGCUGGAGAGGCAUACGGAUGUCUUGGAAGAGAGAAUUCGAAAGAGUGGGAUAUCGCAUGACUACAUAAACCCAAUGUUUCAUUUUUACAAGAGUGUUGGGGAGCUCAAGAUGGUAGAAGAGGAAUAUGCACUACUAACAGCAGUGGUUAUUUUAACACCAGAUCGUCAGUAUCUCAAAGACAAAGAGUCUGUAGAAAAACUCCAAGAAACAUUUCUACAUAUUUUGGAGAAGAUCUGCAAGCGCUGCCAUCCUGACAACCCUCAGCACUUUGCUCGCCUCCUGGGACGUCUAACAGAGUUAAGGACAUUCAGCCACCACCAUGCUGACAUGCUCAUGUCUUGGAGAGUGAAUGAUCACAAAUUUACACCACUUCUCUGUGAAAUCUGGGAUGUACAGUAAUCAUUGCUUGAUAUGGUUCCCAAACAACUAGUAGCAUUAAAGGGCAAAAUACAUUAUUUAGAGUUAACCCUUGCUUUUAUAUGAAUGGGCAUAAACCCAUUACUGUGUGCACAGAACAUUCCUUCUGUGUAUUUGCACAUAUAUAUAUGAGUGGAAGCUGCCAUAUCACAUAGGCUUCUGAAUUCUCUAUAAUGAAACUUUUUCACACUUAUUUAUUGAUGCAAAUAAGUAACUAUUAAGCUAAGCCAUCACACUUAACUGUCUAUUGGGAGGGCAUUUAUAGCCAAUUAAUCCCACUUAUGUAUAAAUCACAUUUUCCUUUUAGAAGCUGUUUUUUUAUAUAUAUAAUUUUAUUUCCUUAGUAUUUAAUUUCAAAUAUGUUUUAAAUAUCUGUAAGUCAUUUUUAAUUUAGCACAAAAAGGAAAUCACCUUGUAAGUUAUGAAUAUUGUAUUGCAAUAUUGUAUUCUGGUUUUAGGGGAUUAAAAACUCCUGGAAGCAACUCACAAAUGUCUGGAAACCUUUAAAAAAAAAAUCUAAAAUAAUCAAAAAUGUUCUUUAUAAAUUGUACUUAGUACUGGGCAAUCCCUAGGUAGAUAUUGCUUCAUGUUAUCUCUGUGUGAAGGCUACAGAGACAACUGAAGUUGGACAUAAACUUACUGAAAAUGCUCACAGUUGGCCAAUGAUCCUAUCCAAUAUUUCUGUACUAUGGAUAAAAUCAUUUGGGCACGCUUAAAAAUCUCAUCUACUAGUACACCAUGUCAGCCAGUUCAUGGUGUAUCAGCAGAUAAGAAAUUGAAGAGGAGACACAGCUCCUCAUUUACUGCUGUUCUAUUAUUCCAGUUGUCUACCUGAAGGAUUAGAACAGGAGAAAGGCUAGGUACUGUCAUGGUUCAGCCUGUGUAUGACCACCUUUAGAAGACUAAGCAUAGAGUAUUUUAUUAACUACAUGACUACUGAUGAUAUCAAACAAUGCCCCACUGGUAGUUAGGUCACCCCUAGUGUAGGAUUACACCAUUUAUCAACAUUCUGAUUUUAGUUGUUUUACAAUUUUUUGAAGCCACAAACUCAUUUCCAUUUAAACCACCAAUGUGGUUUAUUAAAAGAUCAGAAUAUAAAAAGCACAAACAAAUUAGAAUGUGAAACAUAAACAAAAAGUUUUGUUUUCAAAUGAAUUUUCAUGCACUUACAAAUGAAAAAAGUCUAGUAGCGGGUCAGAAGUCGGGGCAGGCAGCAGUCAAACAAAGUGCAGUAUCGGAUCAAAGGUACAGGAACAGGCUGAAGGUCAAAACCAGGAGAUCAGCAGAACAGGGCUAGAAAGGGCACUGGAACUCAGGAAUAAGGCAGGGGAUAAGGAACCAGGUGGAGACUCAGGGACUAGGAACCAGAUGGAAUCUCAGGUAUAAGGAAUCACAGAACACAGGAGGACAAGAUCAUGGCUAACAGUUUAAUGAUCAGGCAAAGAGCAAUGUCCAGGGGCAGGCUUAUAAAAGAUCUAAAUUGAUUAAUGUACUGCACAUGGAGAUAACUAGAUGGGCGGAGAAAGGGAGCAGAAGGCAAGAAUACAGGUACAAUAACAAAAAAAACAUGUACAAUAAGAAAACCAAAAAGGACUGCACAAACUGGCUGACCUCCAGUGGCUGAGAUGGUAAAUGCGCCAGCAGUUUAGAGAACAGUCCAGGCAUUUAAUUGCAGCAAACUCUUACAUAAAGACUGUUACAAUUUGGCUAGGGCAGCUCCCAUUGACUGUUACAUGACUUAAACAGCUUUUAGAUGGCAUAGUUUUGUCCUUUCUUGUGUUUUUUUUUUUUUGCUUAAUAAAUCACAAAUUUCUCGAGUUUUCAUGUAAUUAGUAAAAUCCAUAAUUUUUAGGGUUAAAAACCAUGAUUCAUCAAAAUGAAAAAAUACAAACCUUAGUAAAUGGGGCCCCUACUGUUGUUGAUGUCAUAUUCAAAUAUUAUUAUUAUUCCAUUAUUCUGGGCAUUUGGUUCUUUAGAUCUAUUAAGAGGCACGUUCUCUUUCCAACUACUUCUAAAAAUCCUGCAUAGCACAGGUAUGUCUACCUAAUUGUCUAACUGCUGAUGGAUGUUGAGUGGAUAAGAUGUGAGUGUGAAAUAAAGUGUAAACAAAGCCAAUGUUUAUUUUGAUUUAACUGACAUAUAUCCAUUAUAUUUAAGGAUGCCCUUCAAUAAAUAUAUUUUUAGUCAAGAUUUGA